Raphanus sativus (radish) is the source of this 1301-nucleotide messenger RNA. RefSeq names its product 3-oxoacyl-[acyl-carrier-protein] reductase 1, chloroplastic. The coding region runs from base 157 to 1128 and encodes 323 amino acids. NCBI's taxonomy places the organism in Eukaryota, Viridiplantae, Streptophyta, Magnoliopsida, Brassicales, Brassicaceae. Gene Ontology annotation, biological process: fatty acid biosynthetic process. The record is from RefSeq and is a predicted model, not a curated record. The transcript is spliced from 11 exons. Gene Ontology annotation, molecular function: NAD binding; 3-oxoacyl-[acyl-carrier-protein] reductase (NADPH) activity.
AAGAAGAAGCACAACCUCGUCCGUAUCGCUUUUCCAAUUAAAUAUUCCAACACUCUCGUCUCGCCCUCUCUCUCUUACACAGUGUCGAUCUUUACGAGGUUCGCUAGUUCGGACUCCCUUCUCUACCUCCUCCGCUCUCACCGUAUUCUCCCUUCGAUGGCAACCACCACCGUCGCAGCAGCAGCAACAAAGCUCACCUCCUUGAGAUCCGCCAGGAACCUCGGCAUCCACGAGAUCUGCCAGGUCCGUCAAUGGUCUCCUCUUCAGUCCGCAAUGCCUCGUUACGGAAUGCUCCGAUGCGGAUCGGGACAGUCCUUUGCAACAUCCACCGUUGUGAAAGCUCAAGCGACGGCUGUUGAGCAAUCGACGGGUGAAGCUGUUCCGAAAGUGGAGUCUCCUGUGGUCGUUGUCACUGGUGCCUCUAGAGGGAUUGGUAAAGCUAUUGCUCUUUCCUUGGGCAAAGCCGGCUGCAAGGUGUUGGUGAACUAUGCUAGGUCAGCAAAGGAGGCUGAGGAAGUUUCCAAACAGAUUGAAGCGUAUGGUGGCCAAGCUAUUACUUUUGGGGGUGAUGUCUCAAAAGAAGCUGAUGUGGAAGCCAUGAUGAAAACCGCUAUUGAUGCAUGGGGAACCAUUGAUGUCGUCGUUAACAAUGCAGGAAUCACUCGGGAUACCUUGUUGAUUCGCAUGAAGAAGUCACAAUGGGAUGAAGUGAUCGAUUUGAAUCUCACUGGAGUGUUUCUCUGUACCCAGGCAGCAACAAAGAUCAUGAUGAAGAAGAGAAAGGGAAGAAUCAUCAACAUAGCGUCAGUUGUUGGUCUCAUUGGUAACAUUGGCCAAGCAAACUAUGCUGCUGCUAAAGCUGGAGUUAUUGGGUUCUCCAAGACUGCCGCCAGAGAGGGUGCGAGCAGGAAUAUUAAUGUCAACGUGGUUUGUCCUGGAUUCAUUGCAUCUGACAUGACUGCCAAGCUUGGAGAAGACAUGGAAAAGAAAAUCUUGGGAACAAUCCCAUUAGGACGGUAUGGACAACCGGAAGAUGUGGCUGGCUUGGUAGAAUUCUUGGCUCUCAGUCCUGCAGCCAGUUACAUUACCGGACAGUCAUUCACCAUUGAUGGAGGUAUUGCUAUCUAGGCAUUGAGGUUUUGUUCAGAUUUGCUUUUGUGUUUUGGUAAAACGGACAAAAGUUGAGUUUAUUCUGGAACUUGGUCGGAUUUCUGUUCUGCGGAUUCUGUUUGGAGAGAAAUCUAAAACGCAUUGCCUAAACUAAUAAGUUACGUAAUAUAUAUUUUUUUCGUUUUGCUAAA